AGGGAACACUGAUUGGGAGGCAUUUGAGGUCUAAAGUGGUGGGUGGGAGUGUUUCUUGUGUUUCCUCAACUUGUCACUCCUCAACUAAAAUUACUGUUAGCACCUUACUCAGCAGGAGUGCUGCUGCCAACUGAGACAAAAUCACAGGGCUCAGUCCCUGUACAGCAGCUGCACUAGAAGCCCAAGACCAGCUUCCUACAGCCCGACUACAUCCUUGGCAGAAAGCGACUACUCCACUGCUCCCACCCCCGUUUUCCUAUUUGUCCCCAAUCCUGUAGUCUGCUCCUUUCCAGCGACUGGAGGAAGGGCAACGCCCCGGCCCCCUUCUGCUUGCAGUUAGAAGGGCCCAGAGGAACGAGAAACUCAGCCUGUCGUGGAGUUUGAGCUAUGGCUGCUCUCAGCAUGGGGAAGAAACUUCAGGAUGAAGCCACUUGCCCCGUUUGCCUGGACUUCUUUACUGAUCCAGUGACUCUGGACUGUGGGCACAAUUUCUGCCAAGCCUGUAUUGUUCAGUGCCUGGGAGAGCCCCCCACAGAAUCUACCUGUCCGCAGUGCAGAGAGAACUUUCAGCCAAGAGAUGUGAAACCGAACCGGCAACUGGCCAAUGUGGUUGCAAUAGCCAAAGAGUUCAGUAUGCAGGUGAAGCAGGAGGAGGGAGGGGGGAGAAUCUGCCAGUGGCACCAGGAGCCCUUCAAGCUCUUCUGCAAGGAGGACGAAGCCCCCAUCUGCGUGGUGUGUGACAAAUCCAAGGAGCACCGAGCUCACACUGUGGUUCCCCUGGAGGAGGCUGCCCAGGAGUACCAGGGCCAGUUCUGCAGCUUUCUGGAGCUUUUGAGGAAGGGGAAAGAGAAAAUUCUGGCAUGCAAAGCUGAUGCAGAAAAGGAAAGCCAAAACUUGCUUAAUCGAGCAAUAGCAGAGAGGCAAAAGAUAGUGGUUGAAUUCAGACAAUUGCAGCUGUUUUUGGAAGAACAAGAGACACUCCUGUUGAUCCAGAUCGAAGAAAUGGAAAAGGAGAUUGCAAGAAGAAGGGAUGAAUAUAUGGAAAAACUCUCAGAGGAGCUCUCUUCUCUUGAUAAAGUUAUCCAGGAGAUGGAAGAGAAGUGUGAGCAGUCAGCAAGUGAGCUUCUGCAGGAUGUUAGAAGAACCUUUCAGAGAUGCAAGGAGAAAGAGAGAUUUGAUAAUCCUGUGACUUUUCCUCCCGCAAUGAAGUGGAGGAUCUGGGACUUUUGUGAAAGAAAUACCUUUCUGGAGAAUGUCAUGAAGAAGUUCAAAGACAAUCUGCUAUCUGGAUUUCAGCUGAAAGUCAAUUUCACUCUGGAUCCAGACACAGCUCAUCCCCAACUCAUCCUGGCUGAGGAUCGUAAAAGCGUGAAAUGGGGAGAAAAAUUGCAAGAUGUGCCGAACAAUCCUGAGAGAUUCAGUAACUGCUGUAUUGUGCUGGGAUGUGAGGGAUUCACAGCAGGGAGGCAUUGCUGGGAAGUCAGUCUGGGAAGUGGGGGGAACUGGGCUGUGGGGGUUGCCAGGAAGUCUGUGAAGAGAAAGGACUUUUUUACGUGGGGUCCUAAGGAAGGGAUCUGGGCUGUGACGAAGUGGUAUGGCGGGUACUGGGCACUCGAUUACCCUACUUACAUUCCUCUGCACCUGAAUGGGGAGCCCAAGAGGAUCCGAGUGACUCUGAAUUGUGCUGAGGGGCAAGUGGCCUUUUUUGAUGCUGACUCAGCAGCCCCCAUCUACGCCUUCUCAGAAGCCUCAUUCUCAGGAGAGACCCUUCUCCCUUUCUUUUGGGUGGCCGGGAAAGCAAUCCUGACACUCUCCCCUGAAACAGCUGGAGAGUAAUGUAUAAUAAGCUACAGCAAUUGCAACACAUAUACAACUUUUGAAGAUAAGACUGGGGGACGGGCAAGUUUUUCUCCCAUAUGAGAAGAAGGUGGAUUUGAGCAACUGUGAUUGGUUCACCUCUGUGACAGAGCUACUUGAUUCUGCAUCCCAUCCCAUCCAAGCUAUUUUCAAAGUGAAGGAAAAGACAGGGUGGGUGGGUAAUAAAGCACUGAGCAAACCUUUUAUCAGAUAACUGUUCCAGCUGCUUGGAUGGAAGUAGGAGAAGCAGAUCAUCUGCCACUCCUCCUCCUCCUCCUCCCCUGUUUCAUUCUGCUUUCACUACAAAGCCAGGUACAGGCAUAGAGGUGGAGCUGAAGGUAGCAGAGAUUGCCCUGCAGGGAAUCCUGCACACCUUCUUCUGUUUCUGGGUGCAUCUGACUCCAGUCUUUCCAAAGGCAAUAGAUCUACACAGGGGCAGAUCCAGGAUGCUCUGGCACUCCCUGUGAAUAUUCUUGACAGAGAGAGUAGAGAGUGAAGAAACUCUUACCUCUGUGCCCAUCCAUGAUUGAUUCUUCCUUCCAUUUCUGUUUAAGGGGGGGCAAGGGCUGGCCAUUUUUCUCCUUCCUCCUGUCCCAGCAGCCGGUUGAUUGCCUCCCUGCUAUUUGCUUCCUUGUUAGUGGUCUGCUCAUAAUUCUCACAAGGCACCAUGGAAUUCAGUUACUCUGCUCUCUGAGCUGAAAGGAAGGAUCAGAUAUCAGCCUAUGAGCAAUUGUUAGUCAAUGCAGGGGUGGGGGAAUCUGUGGGCAGAGAGAGGGAGACUGACUGACUGUGUGUGUUUUGAGUGGGUAAAUGGGGGAGACUCGGGAGUCCUUUGGUGCUCUGGUGAUGGUGGUUUUGUUCCUUAAGCAGAGAGCAAUGGUGCCGCCCCAGACCCUGAUAGGAAAAGGGCAUAUGUGUUCUGACUGAGCCAACAAGGUGAUUCAGUUUUGUGUUUGUGUUUUGCCUGUACUUAAAAAGAAGAAGAAUCAGGAUGGAGUGUCUCUUCCUGGGAAAUAAAGUUCCGCUGAAAAGA
Messenger RNA from Hemicordylus capensis (graceful crag lizard), 2890 nucleotides. RefSeq names its product zinc finger protein RFP-like. NCBI's taxonomy places the organism in Eukaryota, Metazoa, Chordata, Lepidosauria, Squamata, Cordylidae. Bases 388 to 1836 code for a protein of 482 amino acids. The transcript is spliced from 8 exons. The record is from RefSeq and is a predicted model, not a curated record. Gene Ontology annotation, molecular function: zinc ion binding; protein binding.